Aphidius gifuensis is the source of this 1659-nucleotide messenger RNA. RefSeq names its product SET domain-containing protein SmydA-8-like. The record is from RefSeq and is a predicted model, not a curated record. Gene Ontology annotation, molecular function: protein binding. Bases 79 to 1644 code for a protein of 521 amino acids. Lineage: Eukaryota; Metazoa; Arthropoda; Insecta; Hymenoptera; Braconidae. The transcript has 8 exons.
UAUAAAUAAAUUCAAGUAUAAAAGGUAAGUUUGGUUUAUUAGACAAGUCAAUUGCUUGUGAGAAUAGCUAGUGUUGAUAUGUCUGAACAAGAAAUUUGUGCUGUUUGCAAUGCACCGGCACAACAAAAGUGUAGUGCAUGUAAAAUAAUAUUUUAUUGUUCUCGUCAACAUCAAAAAUAUCAUUGGAAAGAACACGCUAAAAAAUGCAAAGCUUUUGAGAUUGCUGAAGAUGAUGUUGUUGGUAGACACUACAUUGCAACAAGAAAAUUAAAACAAGGUGAAAUAAUUGUUAAAGAAUUAAAGGCAUUAAUAUCAGGACCACAAUUUGGUACAUUUCCUGUAUGUCUUGGUUGUUAUGAUAUUUUAAGUGCUGAUAAUUCAAAGGCAUGUGAUAAAUGUGGUUGGCCAUUGUGUAAAAAUUGCAAGGACCAUGGAGAAGAGUGUGAAUUUACAAUUAAUUAUCGAGGAGAAAAGGUUGUUAUAUCAGACUUUGGAUUGCCUCAUCCAACAUACAAAUGUAUAUGUGUUGUUAGAGCUCUGGCAUUGCGAAAAUCUGAUCCAAAUGCAUAUCAAAAAUUAAUGAAUCUUCAAGGAAAUUACAAUGAAGAUAUUGCCACUGAAGAAUUUAUAGAAGUAGCUAAUUUUGUUAAACGAUUUUUUAAAAUUGAAGACAUUGAUGUUAAAGAAAUUGCAAAAAUUGUUGGAAUUUUACAGAUCAAUGGACAUGAAGUACCAACAACUGAACCACAUCAUGUUGCUGUGUAUGACAUUGCUUCAUACUUUGAACAUAAUUGUCAAGCAAAUUGCUCAAAAAGUUUUACAAACGAUGGUGGAAUUAUUAUCAAAACAGCAUUACCAAUUUCAAAAGGUGAACAUAUAACAAUGUGUUACACAGAUCCUCUCUGGGGUGUGACAAACCGACGUCAUCAUCUCAAACAAACAAAAUAUUUUGAUUGUAACUGUGAACGAUGUCAAGAUCCAACAGAAUUUGGAACACAUUUUAAUUCAUUAAAAUGCACGAAUGGUGAUUGUGGUGGAUCAAUGUUGCCAUCAACAUUUCUAAUUAUUGAUAAAAAUAAGCCAGAUUAUGUUUGUCAAAAAUGCAAAACAUCAUUAUCCGUUGAUAAUGUUGAAGAUAAAUUAGAAAAAAUUGGUAUUGAAUUGGCAGAAAUGAAAAAAAAUGACAUUGAAGUAUGUAAAAAAUUUUUAAAUAAAUAUUCAAAACAACUUCAUGAUAAUCAUUACUACAUGGUUGAUGUUAAAAUGGCAUUAUCACAAAUAAUUGGUCUACAAGAUGGGGGUCUACCAGCAGUUAAUGACGAUAUUAUUAAUGAAAAAAUAUCUCUGUGUAAAAAAUUGGAUGAAUUGAUACAAAUACUGGCUCCAGCUGAAAAUCGUAUCAGAGGACUUUUAUUAUACGAAGCACAUGCAGCAAUUGCUGAAUAUGGCAGGAGACAAGGUCAAGAUCAACUCAAGGGCAUGCUAGUGCUGGCUAAAAAAGCACUGGAGGAAUCAUAUCAACUACUUCGUCAUGAGCCGGAAAUACUUCCUGAAGGAAAAAUUGCUCGUAUUGCAUUUAAAAAUUUAAAUGAAAUUGAUAUGAUUAUAAGAACACUUUGUCAAAAUACCGCAAAUAUAUUGUAAACAUUAAUUAGACCA